AUGGACACCACUUCGCAACGAGGUGCCAGUCCUUCUGUCGGCACGUCGCAGGAAGAGCGGGAACGCAACGUGUUGCGUCUCGCUCCCGAGAAGAAGGCAUGGAUGCCUCCUAAAUCCGUCAUGGAUCACUUGUCGGCGACGACGAGUGAUUGUUAUCGAACACGGUCGUUCGAUUCGUCAAGGAUCCAUCACCUUGACCCCAGCGCGAAAAACUAUCGCGCUGAGAGUGAAUUCUUCAUCGAUGCUUUCUUUAGACAUCGAUGGUACAGUGGGAAUCACAAGCGUGAUGGUCCCUCACUGCUUCAAGCGUGGAACGCUUACAUCCAUAACCUUGAGGAUGUAGGUCGUGACGUUUGGAACGACAAACUUAUCAAAGCUCGUGAUAAGUUUGAAAAGCGAACCCCGACAGGUGCACGCUACAAGCUGCAUCGUCUGUCAAGGGAGAAAGGAUUACCCUGCCUCUCUUGGGGAGACUCGCGCCCAUGUUGUGUGAACAACUCUGCACGAGCACCUAAGGAGGCUUACCUCCUUGCUAGCCCUUGGUGGCGCGUACGUAUCUCUACUGAGAUGUACGAAGGGAUUGACAACCUGAAAUCCCUUUACGACCGUGCCGGGAAGACUUUCUCCGGCGGUCCUUCUGCGGAACAGGAUGUGCCGCGUCGUACUGCUCAACCAGACCCAGUACGUCAACCAUCAGUUGGGAGCGGGGCUCCCAAGAAUCCCAGGACGGGGGAUAGCCGCGCCACCGGACGAGAUAACUCGUCCGACGUCCGUUCACGUUGCGGUGGUUCAACAGCUGAUCAGCUAGAUAGCGCUGGCCACCGCGAGAGUCCUCUAAUGGAGGUGGAGGAGAAGGGAAGACGCUCUCCACACAAUCGUGGGGAUCCGUGUGUUCCCGAGAGCUUCUUUGAUCGCGUAACGCAAGGGUUACGCGGCGAUCUCGAACUUGAGCGGAAUAGGCGUCUUCAACUGGCGGACACUGCCUCGAAGCAUCGAGCUGAGUUCGCCUUGCUCAGCUUGAGAACGAGAGAGCUCUGA
Molecule: messenger RNA, 1038 nt
Organism: Peronospora matthiolae
Lineage: Eukaryota; Oomycota; Peronosporomycetes; Peronosporales; Peronosporaceae
Source: the annotation of a GenBank genome assembly